UCACUUUUGACAUUUGAUUUGUAGUAGUUUUACUGUUUUCGUUUUCCGCUUUUCUUUUCGGCGUACUUACAAAGUUUAUAAUUAACAUAAUUUGUACUAAUAUCUUUGUGAUAAAACAUCUGAAGUUGAUAUUGAGCAAACGAAACCAUGGCUCAGGAUCUUUCUGUUGUUGGUGAACAAAAAAUUAUAAGUCUACCGGCCAAAGAAGCGGUCCUACUGAAAGACGUGUGGAAAGACCAGAAGACGUUGGUUGUGUUCUUCCGUCGCUGGGGAUGCAUGCUGUGCAGGCUGUGGGCUAAAGAGAUAAGUGAAAUAUCUCCGGUGCUGAAGUCCAAUGGAGUCAGGAUUGUGGGUGUCGGAGUGGAGGAGGCAGGGCAUCAGGAGUUUAUCAACGGGAAGUUCUUUGAUGGAGAGUUGUUCUACGUGCAAGACCGCUCCACGUACCAGCAGCUCGGCUUCAAGCGCUUCAACAUGAUCACGAUCCUCGCCUCGCUGCUGUGGAAGCAGUCCCGGGACGCUAUAUCUAAGGGGAACAGCAUGGGCCUUGGAGGGGACACAAAGGGUGACAAAGUACAAGUGGGAGGCGCUCUGCUGAUCGACCAGGAUGGCAAGCUGCUGAGGAAUUUCAUCCAAACCGGUCCAGCCGACCAUCUGCCCAAUGAGGAGAUACUAAAGCAUUUCGGUCUCGAGAGCGAAUACAAGGCGGCGACCAUGGCCAACCAGGAGACUGACAGAGUUUGCACCAUAGAUGCUAAAGCCUAAGCCGUGGAGGGAGAUUUUCAACAGACAUCGUUCCUGGGCGCCCAUUCACACUAUAUGGACGGAACGACGGUGCAAAAGAAUUACUAAAAUCUAGCAUUGUAUUUUUAUUAUUACUU
Messenger RNA from Plutella xylostella (diamondback moth), 878 nucleotides. Its product is annotated as prostamide/prostaglandin F synthase. The record is from RefSeq and is a predicted model, not a curated record. Gene Ontology annotation, molecular function: prostaglandin F synthase activity. Lineage: Eukaryota; Metazoa; Arthropoda; Insecta; Lepidoptera; Plutellidae. Gene Ontology annotation, biological process: prostaglandin biosynthetic process.